AUGUUGGAAAAGGCCUAUGGCGACGUUGUUCUAUCGAAAACAAGAGCAUAUGAAUGGUACAAAGCAUUUAAGGAUGGUCGUGAAGUCGUUGAGGAUUUGCCUCGCUCUGGUCGACCCUCAAAAUCGUCCAAUGAGGAAAAUAUUGAUAAAAUCAAAACAAUGGUUUUAGAAAAUCGCCACCUAAGCUUAAGAGAGAUAGCGCGGGGUGUUAACAUGUCCCAUGAAUCAGUUCGCGGCAUUUUAGUCGAUAUAUUGGGAAUGAGACGUAUAAAUGGCGACGAUAAGUGGAUGUAUGAAAAUGAAAAAGAAACGACCCAACAUAGUUCUGAAUUUUGCAGCGAACACGAGCCGAAACCAAAAAAACCACGACGAAGUCGAUCCGAGAAAUAA
This is a messenger RNA of Glossina fuscipes, 390 nucleotides long. Its product is annotated as protein GVQW3-like. The transcript has a single exon. The record is from RefSeq and is a predicted model, not a curated record. The coding region runs from base 1 to 390 and encodes 129 amino acids. NCBI's taxonomy places the organism in Eukaryota, Metazoa, Arthropoda, Insecta, Diptera, Glossinidae.